CGGCAUUCUCGCAAAGAACCAACAUCCGCCGCCGCCCGUCCCAUCCCCUUGCCAAACCCUCGACGAGCCGACCUGUGCCGCCGGCCGGCGACGGCCCCUGCCGAGGGCGCCGAACUAGAACAGGAAAUGCCGCCAGGCGGAGGCGGAGGCGACCACGGCUACGGGGAGCCGGCAACCGCCCGCGGAGGCCGGGAUGGGGAAGAUCCAUCCCGUUCUUCACAUCCGGCGUCGUUGCCGUUGCUGCCUGGCCUCGCCGUCACUCCCCUGCCAUCUGAGAAAGAGAAGAAGAAGAAACAGAAGCAUGUGCAGCAGGAGGAGGAAGUUCCGGCGGCGAGCUUUCCGGAGGACGCUCUCACGGAGAUCCUGUCACGGGUGCCCUGCAGGUCGCUGUGCCGCUUCAAGUGCGUGUCCAAGGAGUGGCUCGCCCUCUGCUCCUACUCCCGCGUCCGCAGGAGGUCGCCUCAGGCCAUGUCCGGCUUCUUCUACAAAGACCACGGCUGCCGUUUCCACAAUCUGUCCGGAAGAGGUCCUCCCAUGGUCGACCCUGACCUCUCUUUCCUGCGCAGCAGCUAUAAACAUUUCAGCGUCACGCAAUGCAGCACCAGCCUUCUCCUAUGCAAAUGCUGGAAAGUUCCCUACCCCAAGCAGCUCGGUUGGAACUCUCUCCCGAAAGGAAAAACCGAGCAAUGCUUCGAAUGGCCCGAGGCCGACGAGUUCGACUAUGUUGUCUGCAAUCCUGCCACUCGGGAGUGGACUUUGUUGCCUCCUAUGGAAUUGCCCGAACACCUCCCGCUUUUCCGCGCAGGCAAAUAUUUCUUAGGUUUUGACGCGGCCAUUCCUUCCCGCUUCGUCGUGUUUGUGCCCCUGAACUCAUCUCAGACAUAUGGCCUGUCUGCGGACAUGAUCUACUCAUCGGAUACUGGAAGAUGGACUUUCACACAGUGCAAUUAUUUCAGUACAUAUUCAAUUAGUUAUCUAGAAAGCACCUUCCUGAAUAACACUAUGCAUUUCCCUACUCGUUAUUCGGCAAUAGUCACAGUGGAUAUGGAAAGGAAAGAUUGGAGGAAAAUUAGAAUGCCACGUGGCAUGACAAAUAAACAUGGUGAUGUUUCCAUUGGGAAGUCCCAGGGACGCUUGUUUGCCUGGCAUAUAAAGAAUCAAGGUGAUUACCGACUCUCCAUUUGGGUUCUUGAAAAUGAUGACAGCGGAAAGUGGACCCUAAAGUGUACUGUUUGCUGUUCCAAACUGUUUGGAAGGGAUUGUCGCAAAAAUUACGAGUCCUACUCGAUGUUCGCAAUUCAUCCAGAACGUAAUUUGAUUUUUCUUACUGACACUAAGGACAAGACAUUGUCAUAUGAUAUGGAUAAUCAGGAAGUGCAUAUUAUCUGUGCUACUGGAGAUUUCUUGGAAGGUCUACCUUACACCCCCUCCUUUGCGGAAUGGACAUCAGAUGGUCACUAAAGGCUUGCAAUACUUAGCAUGACUCUAGUGUCUUAGUAAACAUCAAUUGUUGGAUUAGUCUUAUGUAGUCAUGAAGAAUUUGUAAGUUGUCUAUUUGCUUUCAUGUAAUAAUUAUUGAUGUCACUCUUUUAGCUUCUCGUAUGGGGACAAAUGUGAGAUAAAAAUAUAUUAUCUAUGUUUGAAAUGUUUA
Hordeum vulgare subsp. vulgare (domesticated barley) is the source of this 1651-nucleotide messenger RNA. RefSeq names its product putative F-box protein At1g47790. NCBI's taxonomy places the organism in Eukaryota, Viridiplantae, Streptophyta, Magnoliopsida, Poales, Poaceae. The transcript is spliced from 2 exons. The coding region runs from base 127 to 1461 and encodes 444 amino acids. The record is from RefSeq and is a predicted model, not a curated record. Gene Ontology annotation, molecular function: protein binding.